Messenger RNA from Trypanosoma conorhini, 666 nucleotides. RefSeq lists its product as uncharacterized. The transcript has a single exon. The record is from RefSeq and is a predicted model, not a curated record. Bases 1 to 666 code for a protein of 221 amino acids. Lineage: Eukaryota; Euglenozoa; Kinetoplastea; Trypanosomatida; Trypanosomatidae.
AUGGUGCUGCCGCUGCUCCUCGCACUGCUGGCGCUGGCCGCCACACUCCCCGCCCCCGCACUGGCGACGCCGUCGGAGCACAUAAUUGCGUUCAACGGCUCUGCCUGGGGCCCUGUGGUGGAGGAGAGGAAAGCGGCGCUGGAAGCGGCCAUCGUGUCAGACGUUGACGCCGUUUUGAAGCGCACGUUUGUCUUCGACACCAACACCACCGUCAACUCCCUCGCCGCCAGUGGCGGUCUGGAGGUUCGCGUCACCGUGCAGCAGACGCUGCUGCCCGACGCCCCCACCCCGAAGCUGCAGAACCACUGGGGCCCGGAGGAGGUGAACUCGAUGAUCACUCGUUCAGGCUUCCCCGCGACGCUGGCGCUGUACCCGGGACCGGGCAAGGCCGUCCUCGUCAGCGCCUACGUCCCGGGCGAAGGAGAGGACGAUCUUUGCGUGCACGGGCAUCUGCAAGGGCAUGAUCGUCAUGGGUGUUGCGGUGUGUGCGGCGAUGGUUAUUGUCUUUCUUGUCGUUAUGUGCUCCAUGUGCUGCAUUUGUUGCCGCCAGAAAGAGUUUCACCGGGAUGUGGCCCCAGUCUAAUUGUCGCAGCCCGUUCCUCACCUAAUGCGACAAAACUAACCCAAUUGAGUUUCAGCCCUGGUGCAGUUGGUAGAAAAGUGUAG